AUGGCACAGAAUAAAAUCUCAAAGAGGAAGCGAAAUGCAAAGGCGCAGCAGGCGCAAAAGGCGGCCAAGAUGGAGGCGUCUUUGGCUAUCGCCGCCACGGAUGCUUUCGAGCCCAAGAACCUACACACUGUCAUUUCCGGCGAAGAGCUCGACAUUGCGACCGACACUCUAACGACGCUGGCCAAGUAUCCCAACCUGACUAAAUCAAAGCUUUGCAAAGACCUCCGCGUUGCCGUUUACGACUUUCGUCAAUCUUGCACCACGGGCGUCAACUCGGCUGAAGGCGCCAAUCUCACAGCCAGAGUCACCGCGGCUCUUAGCGACGAGAAAUACCUCGAGGCGAGAAUCCUUCUCGCAGAAAUGCGCCUGCGCAACGAGCAGCCAAAACUCGGUGCGCUCUGCCGCUGGGUGCGCGAUCUCGACGUCGUCUCCCAGCCGAAUGGAGUCAGUCUCGACAGCCCUGAGCGAUCUCCGAAAGAUAAAGAGCUGCUCGUAGUUUUGGAUGCUGUGAUGCGCGUUAGCUGUCCGGUUGAUAUGAAGGCGCCGCUGCCCUCUGAUCCUACCUCGCACAUAUCAUUCCAGCCGUCUUGGGACUUGCGCUCAUCCGGCUCACCCGACCCAGUUUACGCUUCUGUACUCGACAAGACCAUUUUUGCGGAAAAUCAAGACGUCAUCACGUCAUGCCUUCGGGUAUUAGAGACGGUUGCCGGCCACAUGCGAAAACCGCCGAACCGUCAUCCUGCGAUCUUAUACACCACGAAGCCCGAUACCAUACCGCUCUCCUCCGAGCACUCCCCAAUCUCAUAUCAUAAACAUCCGAACGUGCCAGAACUUAGCCUAAUGAAGGGUGUGCUUUCCUCCGAGGAAUGCAAAGCAAUCAUCGCGGCUGGUGAAGCUGUAGAAUUCUUGCCAGACGAGCCAGUUCGGGAUCGCGGCGACACAUCUGUUCUGGCGCACAAUUUUUACUGGGUUAUCGACACAGAUUUUCACGAUAAGCUAUGGGCACGCGUCUCUCCAUUCAUUCCCGCUGUGAUUGAUGGAAAGAAGGCGCGUGGUCUGAAUCGUCGGUUCCGGGUAUAUCGUUACGUCCCAGGAGCUGAGUACAGAAGCCAUAUUGACGGUGCCUGGCCGCCGUCGGGUAUCAGCGCCGACGACAGAUAUAUUUACGACGACUCGCCGCCCGAAAAGAAGCAGAGUUCUCUAUUCACGUUCCUGCUCUACCUGAAUGAUGAGUUUGAGGGCGGCGAAACAAUGUUCUUCUUACCGUCGCCGCGUGAGGGGACGUUGAAUGCAUACCCAGUGCGGCCAGUCAUGGGAGGCGUUGCGCUAUUUCCGCACGGCGAAACCAAAGGCGCACUUUUGCAUGAAGGCACCAGUGUCACCAAAGGUGCCAAAUACAUCAUCAGGACAGAUGUCGAGUAUGAUGUUGAGCCUUCAGAGCAAUGA
Molecule: messenger RNA, 1446 nt
Organism: Beauveria bassiana ARSEF 2860
Lineage: Eukaryota; Fungi; Ascomycota; Sordariomycetes; Hypocreales; Cordycipitaceae
Product: prolyl 4-hydroxylase
Exons: 2
Coding region: 1-1446 (481 amino acids)
Biological process (GO): peptidyl-proline hydroxylation to 4-hydroxy-L-proline
Cellular component (GO): endoplasmic reticulum
Molecular function (GO): procollagen-proline 4-dioxygenase activity; iron ion binding; L-ascorbic acid binding
Source: RefSeq, a predicted model, not a curated record